AUGUCUGAUAAACCUUUGGAGGUAAACUCAAUUCUUAAUCAAAUUUAGGUCAUUAAUUCCAAUCAAUAGCAAAAUAUUCAAGCUCCUCCUUAAUAUAGACAACCUCCUCCAGGCUUCAUGCCGCCUCCAAUGCAUAUGAUGGGAGGACCUAGACCACCAAUGCCAGGUUAAAAUUCACAAGGUCCAUCAAUGAUGCAAAAAAUAAUGGAGGAGCCACUUAAUACUUAAAACCCUACAUUAUAUGUUUAAAAUCUUAAUGAAAGAGUAAAAAUCCCUGAUUUAAAGAAUGCUCUCUAUUAAUUAUUCAGUUAAUAUGGAGAUGUUAUUGAAGUGGUGUGCAAAAAGAACAUUAAAAUGAGGGGACAGGCAUUUGUUGUAUAUUCAGAUGAGGAUGGUGCAUAAAAUGCUAUUCAAACUCUCAGAGGCUAUAUUUUCUUUGGCAAGCCAUUGAGAUUAAACUAUGCUAAGAGUACUAGUGAUGUUAUUGCAAAAAUGAGAGGUACAUUUGAUGAUGAGGUCAAAGCUAAAAGAGAAUUAAGAAGGUAAACUGAACUUAAAUUAAGAAUGCUCAAGGCUAAGAGAAAGGUUAUUGAUAAGUUUUUAAAGCUCAGAUAAGAUAACGAAGAAAUGAUGAGCUUUAAAAAUCUUUCAAAGCCAGGAGCAUUCUCAAUAGAUGGCUAGGAAUCGAAUAAUCUAUUGUUUAUUGAAGGACUUUCUAAACGCACUUCAACUGCAGUACUAAAUGAAAUUUUCUCUCAAGCUGUGGUCUCAGGAUUCAAAGAAGUUAGACAUAUUGUCGAAAAAGAAGUAGCGUUUGUAGAAUAUGAGGACGAUCACACUGCUGCUAUUGCUAUGAAUGCCUUACAAGGAUAUAAUAUCAAAGAAAGCAACGGUGAAACUACUAUUCUAAGUAUUAGCUUUGCCAAGAGAUGA
Molecule: messenger RNA, 933 nt
Organism: Stylonychia lemnae
Lineage: Eukaryota; Ciliophora; Spirotrichea; Sporadotrichida; Oxytrichidae
Source: the annotation of a GenBank genome assembly